AUGUCCGCCGCCAACUCAAGUCCCCCAGGCAACUGCCGAUUUGCGAUUCCCAAAAAAGGUCGUCUUCACGAGAAGGUGGUUGCCAUGCUCAAGGGCGCUGGAUUGGAGUUUCGUCGAGAACCACGCUUGGAUGUGGCCUUGUGUGUCGGACAACCCAUCACUCUUGUGUUCCUACCCGCAUCGGAUAUUGCCAAGUAUGUGGGAGAGGGUAACGUCGAUAUUGGGAUUACUGGAUUGGAUGUCGUCAAGGAGAGUAUGGUGGAAGUGAAGCAUAUCAUGGAUUUGGGCUUUGGGGCCUGCAAGUUGUGUGUCCAAGCUCCCGUCGUGGACAAAAUCACCAAUGUGGAAGAUCUGGCGGGAAAGAGAAUUGUGACCAGUUUUCCCGACUUGACCAGGGAAUUCUUUGGUCCCCUGGAUGCUAAAAAGGGUGUCACAACCAGCAUCAAAUUUGUGUCUGGAUCAGUGGAAGCAGCCUGUGGAUUGGGUCUGGCAGAUGCAGUGGUGGAUUUGGUAGAAACAGGAACUACCAUGAAGGCUGCUGGUUUGGAAAUCGUAGCUGAUAUUUUGUCAACUCAGGCCAUUUUGAUUUCGAACCCUCAUGCUAAACAUGGAGACCUCGUGGAUCUGAUCAAGAGGCGAAUUGAAGGCUACAUCACAGCCACGAAAUAUGUCAUGAUUGUCUACAAUGUCAGUAGCGACCUGCUGGCAGAAGCCGUGAAAAUUACCCCUGGAAAGCGAUCUCCCACAAUCACAACUCUGGAUGAUGGCCAGUCCAAGUCAGUUUCCAGUUUGGUUCUCAAAAAGGAAGUAAACGACAAAAUGGACCAGCUUCAUGAUGCCGGUGCCACUGAUAUUCUGGUUUUGAAUAUCUCCAAUUCGUUGAUGUAA
Seminavis robusta is the source of this 888-nucleotide messenger RNA. NCBI's taxonomy places the organism in Eukaryota, Bacillariophyta, Bacillariophyceae, Naviculales, Naviculaceae. The record is from the annotation of a GenBank genome assembly.